AUGAUGUCGUAUGAUUUGACGGUUCAAUUUUGUCAGCAGCAAAAUUUUUUUCAUUGUCAUAGAUGUCAUAGUUGUUAUUAUAUGAUGGAAAAUGAAGAAAAAGAAGAUUUACUCGUUGAAAUUAGAGAAAGCGAAGAAGAGACGUGCGAUAAGGAAGAAAUCGAUUACUUCAUAGAAAAAAAAAUCUUAGAUUUUGUACACAAAGAUGAUCAAAUUCCGAAAUCGAAUCGUAAAACGAUUCUAUUCAUAUUAACAUGUUCAUUAAUAUUUGUUUCAUCGUCCGUUUUGGUCAUCGUAGUUCCGAUAUAUUUAAAAUAUUCAUCGUUUUACAGUAUAUCAACGUAUAGUAAACUUUUUACUAUAUCCUCAGUUAAUGUCAUACUAUUCGGAAUAACUCAUAUGGUUGUUUUCAUACCGAAAUGCGAUUGUCAAACAUCACCAAAUCACACUCUUUGCUUUUCCGAAAUAUUAAAAGUGAGUUUUCUCUUAUCAAUCGGAAGCAUAGCAAUUUUUUGGUUCAUGGAUGGAAAUUAUGUGAGGUGUCACUUGGAGGAUCCACUCAAAGGCAGCUGUCUUGUGUUUUCUCUAUUUUUUUAUUAUACUUUUUCCAGGAAGAAGAUGAGUCUUGAAAAAACCUUUUGUGCCAUAACAAUAAUUGUAGGAGUUUUUGUAAGCGUCGAUUUUGGUUUGUGCGAUAAAUUUCGUUGUAAUGGAGUUUCAACAAUGACCGAAGUCACACCGAAAUUACAUUUUUUAUAUGUUAUUUUGUAUUUAUUGUUUCACGGGAUUUGGAUAUUGCAUUUUACAUUUAUUGAAGUUUGUUGGACAUCAUAUGAGGAUUCUAAUUCAAGUUUUAAUGUUUCAAUAUUGUCGAAUGUUUUCAAUGAUGAAAAUACACAAAGUGACAAUUUAAAACAUUCCAUUCAAAGUCUUUCAGUCAUUUAUCAAGAUGGAGAAUCUAAUUUGGGAGGAGUUAAAAGUAAAACUUUGAAUAAAACAAAAGACAUUAAGAAAUCCAUGAUGAUAAAUUCAAAAUGUCAAAGCGGUAGCAAAUUAAUAAAUGGAAAAAUAAUAAAUAAUUCUCCAAUACGCUCAACAUCUUGUCUGAGUCGAUUAUCUCUAUGCGAUAUUAAAAAAUUUCCAAUCACAUCAACUCCUAAAAAUGAUAAUGGAAAAUGGCAGACGUGGUCUUCUGGUGUUUGUUACGAUGUCGCUUUGUGGCAACACAUAACAUGUUGGUUAUUAAUAUUGGGUUUUUGUUGGAUGCCAACGAUGGAAUUUUUCAACGAUGGUAAAGGAAAACUAUUAGUGGAUGUUAUAAGUGAUAUAAUCGAUUCAUUUUAUUGUCACAUCGGAUUAAGCGACAGUAAUAAAUGUUACACUUUGUCGGUUGUUACGAUCGUUUUUGUUUUUUCAUACGUGACGUUAAUAUUAUCAUGUUUAGAAUUAAUGAAAAAUAUACAAUCCGCCAUUACUGUCGUCUCGAUCAUGAUGCCCGCUCUUCCAAUCUCAAGUUUAUUUUGGUGUUUAUUUCACAUGAACGAUGAUUUCACGAAUUUUUUGGAAUUCAAACCGGAAGUUACUGGAGAAGCUGUUUGUGCAAUUUUAGGACUUCCAAUAAUCGGAAUCGGUAUAGUACUUUUAUUAAAAUCUCACAUUAGAGAAUUUAGGCUGAUGUUGAUGUAA
Molecule: messenger RNA, 1686 nt
Organism: Pediculus humanus corporis (human body louse)
Lineage: Eukaryota; Metazoa; Arthropoda; Insecta; Psocodea; Pediculidae
Exons: 6
Coding region: 1-1686 (561 amino acids)
Source: RefSeq, a predicted model, not a curated record